Messenger RNA from Striga asiatica, 921 nucleotides. The record is from the annotation of a GenBank genome assembly. NCBI's taxonomy places the organism in Eukaryota, Viridiplantae, Streptophyta, Magnoliopsida, Lamiales, Orobanchaceae.
AUGGUGGGACGAGACAGCGACGGUGAUGGCAGAUCUGGGCGGCAGCGGCGGUUGGAUGUCGCGAACGAGGUGGCAGCGGCGGUCGAAUGUCGCGAACGGGACGGAGGCGAUAAAUGGACGUCUGCAAUUCUCAGGCGGAUGAAACAGAGCCCAUCUGCUCCUAAACUAGCGGGUCGGCGGCGGGCGGUGGUGGGACAAGUCCCGACGAGGUACUUCACGGCUGAAUUCAUGUCCAUCUUACAUCGACGGGACGACGGCAAAGUGGCGGAUCGAAGAUGUUGUCGACCUUGGUUUUCCGAUCUCAGGCAGAGGCGGCCGUCGUCGAGCUCGACAGCGGAGGAGGCUGUUUCGGCUGAGGCGAGUGCUGCGGGUAACCGGCGCCUAUCGACGGGCGUUCCGAUCGACCGUCGCCGGCGGCGGCCAGUCUCCGAUCUUCCCCCUCUGUCCGGCUUCAUGGCCUUCGCCAUCGAGAGCCUUCCGGAUCUAGCUUUGCUGACAGUAGGUGAGAAGUUAAUUCUGAUGCCGGCAGCGGAGGGAAUGCUUGUCCCAUCACCGGCAGCAGGAGGUGAGUUUGGUGCUCACGGCAGUAGCGUCACUGCCGUCCCUUCAGGCCCGUCUUUGCUGACGCCCAGCCUCACCGUUGUCACUUUCGGAGAGCCAACAUCGUCGCCACCGUCUCUUGAGGAGAACAUUUCGCGAGUGGUCGUCGUACUCCUGGCCACGUUCCCGGAGUUAGUAGCCUCGCCAUCUCUAGCCGUCUCUUUCGCUAAGCUGCCAUCUUCGAAUUGCUCUCCCCUUGGCGAAAACUUCAUCUCCUCUGGCCAGUCAACAAACCUCUGCGAAGUUUGGCCGCCGCCUUGGAUGGUCAAUAGGAAAUUUCCCCAAUCGCCUUAUAUCCUCUUGCUAUGUGGUAAGGUUUGA